UUCCUUCCUCAGGCUAGGGUUAGGGAUCCUCGGGUCGGAAGAAUUAUCGGGCGAUGGCAAGCGAAGGAUACUCGGCCGAACCAAGGAUGAAGAGCGAAGGAUCGAGGCUGGGUGAGCACGUCCCUCAUGUCAUUCCUCCCAAAUAUUGCAUAUCAUACGUACAGGAGACUAUCAAUAGCUGGAUAGAUGGACAUAAUGCUAAAUAUAUGCAAUAUAAUGAACAGAUGAAAGAGCACUUGCACUGUUUGGAUAAAAUAGAAGAAAAAUGUUUAGAUAAAACAGAAGAAAAACUGAAUCAUUAUGAACAUUUAAAGAAUGAUCAUAAAAUAAAAUUGAUGGAGUUGGAGAAAAAUUAUAUGUUGCUGUCAGAUGAAAGGAAGAAGAUGAUAGAACUUAUGAAAGAGCAUUUGCACUGGUUGGAUAAAAUAGAAGAAAAAUGUUUGGAUAAAACAAAAGAAAAACUGAAUCAUUAUGAAUGUUUAAAGAAUGAUCAUAAAAUAAAAUCGAAGGAGUUGGCGAAAAAUUAUAUGUUGCUGUCAGAGGAAAGGAAGAAGAUGAAAGAAUUUAUGUUGAAGAAAAUGGCGUUAUGGGAGAACAAGCAUAAAGAUAUAAUCGAAGAGCAAGCUGAAGUUAAUAUCUUUGAAGAAGAAGAGCAAGCUGAAGUUAAUAUCUUUGAAGAAGGAAAUGAUGUAGUAGAUGGUCCGAGGAAGAGCAAGAGGAAGAAGGCCAAUUGAGAUCCUGGUUUAUUGUUUUUCUUAUGUUUGUUUUGUUCUUUCAUUCCAAAUGGAAGAGAAAUACAGAUCGUCACUUUAAUGCCCACAAAGCUUCUUGUCGCUUUUUUCUUUAUAGAUUAUCCAUCGAUCUCAAUUUUAUUUA
Zingiber officinale is the source of this 876-nucleotide messenger RNA. RefSeq lists its product as uncharacterized. The coding region runs from base 54 to 734 and encodes 226 amino acids. The record is from RefSeq and is a predicted model, not a curated record. The transcript is spliced from 2 exons. NCBI's taxonomy places the organism in Eukaryota, Viridiplantae, Streptophyta, Magnoliopsida, Zingiberales, Zingiberaceae.